GUCAGACAAAAAUGUCAAAUUCGAGUUUUCGGGUUGUCAGAUUCGAAUUUAAAAUUUCUGUAUGGAAUUUUUGAAUAAAACACCAUAGUAUUUCGAUCUAAAUUAUCAAAAUUCCCUGCCUAAAAAUGUUGGUGAUCUACAACGGACAGUGUUACGAUAAGGAAACUCUCUUAUCCCAUUUGAAUAGAGUCGUAGAACAGAUCCAAUCAGUUGAAGACGUCAAUAUAUCAGAGGGACACAAAGGGUGCUGUUUGGCGAAGAACUCUUGUCGUAGAAUUUGCGACAAAUGCUGUACAUUGCGGCCCAAAUUAGAACCAGCCAUUCACCAUUGUUGUGAAGGGCAUCAUCAUUGUUGCGGUGAUAUUGCACCAAUUAGCUGCGAUAUCAAAGAAAUAUGUGACAGAGAAGAAUGUUCAAAUUGUCACAAUCACGCGCAUCCCACAAUAUGUCAUCAUCACCCAGAUCGAAAAUGCAUAACAGUUCACGAGAAACCACAUAUUCUGCCUGCAAAUAUUGCUAAUAACCCAACGUGUACGUGCUGCAGGGGAUGCAUGAAAAACACCUGCGUAAUCCUUCCACAAAUUAGCAAAAAUAGCGAAGCGAAACACACAAAAUGUAAACAAAUCCCUUGCAUCACAUUUCCAGAGGAUAGAACUGAAAAAUCUUCACCGUGCAAAGCCAAGGGGGACAACUUCAAAGGAAAUCCAUUCAUUAUUAACGAGAAUAAGAACAGAAAUAGAAACAAUAAUCAAGAGAAGCAUCAGUCCGUAGCUCACACAUCGUCACCGAAAAAAUGUACCUGCGAAAAUUGUCAAAGUGUUAGAUCCGAAGACAUGAAAGCUUUCGACUUAUGUGCAUGUAAUAAGACCAAUGGGUUGCAAGAUCAUUGUAAGCUUUGUCAUAUGCCUAGGGGCAGACUUGGGUAUUUGAAAACUAAUAAACAAGCAUCAUGAAUAUCUUUCAGAAAAAAA
Messenger RNA from Coccinella septempunctata (seven-spotted ladybird), 971 nucleotides. RefSeq lists its product as uncharacterized. The record is from RefSeq and is a predicted model, not a curated record. Lineage: Eukaryota; Metazoa; Arthropoda; Insecta; Coleoptera; Coccinellidae. Bases 126 to 953 code for a protein of 275 amino acids. The transcript has 2 exons.